AUGAUUGCAGCAGCAUUAUUGAGUACUCUAUAGCUUGAUCGCAAUAAAUUUUUAUACUCGUCUGAUAAGUGGAAUAAAAUUAGUUAAUUAGUUGAGGUAGCGAAUAGCUUACCUCAAUUCAUUUUCUGCUUUUUUGAGGGUUUUAGUAAAAUAAAAUGCCAUAUAUUUGUUUUUAAUUAAUUGAUUAAUUAUUUAGCUAGGCUAAGUAGAAAAAAUAAUGAAUAGGGCCAACAGGAACAUCGAUUAAAUUUUUUGGAUUGA
Tetrahymena thermophila SB210 is the source of this 261-nucleotide messenger RNA. RefSeq lists its product as hypothetical. Lineage: Eukaryota; Ciliophora; Oligohymenophorea; Hymenostomatida; Tetrahymenidae. The transcript is spliced from 2 exons. The record is from RefSeq and is a predicted model, not a curated record.